CCUCACACCUGCCCUGGCUGUGAGCAGCUUCCAGCCCUGUCCGACACCAGCCCGGAGCCGCCCCCAUUGGCACCCCCUGCACUGCCCUGGAACCGGGCCCCUCAGCGAUCCCCCAGCCAUGGCCACCCCCAAGUUUGCCGACCUGCCUGGCAUCGCCUGGAAUGAACCAGAGGUCUAUGAGACCAGUGACACACCCGAGGGCGACCAGGCCGAGUUUGAGGCAAGACUCGAGGAGCUUACCAGCACCAGUGUGGAGCACUUUGUCAUCAACCCCAAUGCUGCCUUCGAGAAGUUCAAGGACAAGCGCCUGGGCACCAAGGGAGUGGAUUUCUCCGACAGCACAAGCAAGACCAGUACAACAGGCUACAAGUCUGGAGAGUAUGAAAAUGUGAGUCAAACAACUACUACCAAAGGGUUUUGGGUACUGGUGUACCAGCACCUGCAGGGACCUGCAGGCAGGCCAUCCUUGGGGGCUGACACAGCCGCCUGUCCUACCCCUGCGCAGAGUGCAUUGAAGGAGUCGGAGGCUGAGGAGGAGCUCAUACCCAUGGCCUUGGCCAGGCAGGUGGAAGGCCUGAAGCAGCAGCUGGUCUCCAGCCACCUGGAAAAGCUACUGGGCCCUGCUGCAGCCAUAGACUUCACGGACCUCGAAGGCACGCUGGCCAAGCGCCUGUUGCAGCAGCUGGAGGAGGUGAAGUGCAAGAAGGCAGUGUCAGGGGAGAGACCCGGCAAGGCCCCAGCCCCCACUGGAGACAUGCUCACCUUUGAGCUGUACUGGAGGCCAGAGCAGGACCAGUUCUCCCAGGCUGUUAAUAUUGCAGAGCUGGAGAAGCGGUUGGCACAGCUGGAGGUGAUGGUACGAUACGAGCCUGACAGCCAGAACCCAUCAUUGGUUGGGCUGAAGGGCACCAGCCUUGUGGAGACCGUGCAGAUCCUCCAAGCCAAAGUGAACAUCCUGGACAUGGCUGUGCUGGACCAAGUGGAGGCCAGGCUGCAGAGCGUCCUGCAGAAGGUCAUUGAAAACACCGAGCACAAGGCAAUCAUGCUAGACCCUGAAACCCAGAGCAAAAUACACCAGGUCCAUGAGAUGCUGCAGCGCUGGGACCCUGUGGUCAGCAGUCUGCCUGAUGUGGUACAGCGACUGCUGAUCCUCAGGGACCUGCAUGAGGAAGCUACGUGGUUCAUGCAGGCCCUGGUAUACUGGGAGACCACGCAGCAGGAGAUGGUUGUUGAUCUCAGGAGCAAGGCCUUGCUGCUGGUGGAGGUCCAGAAGACGUUAAAGGAAAAUCUGGCCAUUGUAAGGGACAAUUUUUCAGCUCUAAAAGCCCACAUCAAACAGCUGCAGCAGUGAGAGAAACCCAGAGUCCAUUCGGGCAUUGCUGCAACCUCGAACUCCACAACCCCCUUGGA
Molecule: messenger RNA, 1410 nt
Organism: Anas platyrhynchos (mallard)
Lineage: Eukaryota; Metazoa; Chordata; Aves; Anseriformes; Anatidae
Source: RefSeq, a predicted model, not a curated record